This is a messenger RNA of Andrographis paniculata, 3056 nucleotides long. Its product is annotated as auxin efflux carrier component 7-like. Gene Ontology annotation, biological process: auxin polar transport; auxin export across the plasma membrane. The record is from RefSeq and is a predicted model, not a curated record. Gene Ontology annotation, cellular component: endoplasmic reticulum; plasma membrane. The transcript has 5 exons. NCBI's taxonomy places the organism in Eukaryota, Viridiplantae, Streptophyta, Magnoliopsida, Lamiales, Acanthaceae. The coding region runs from base 233 to 2227 and encodes 664 amino acids. Gene Ontology annotation, molecular function: auxin efflux transmembrane transporter activity.
UCCACACCUCUUUCUCUCUCUAAAAAGUACUCUGCACUAUUUUGGGCUGCAGAGGCCAUGCGGAUGCCACCAUUGCAGUCGAUUUGAGAUCAGUGCGGCCUGCAGCAGCGGCGGUGUAACUGAUUUAGGGUUUCGAUCGGCCGGCGGCGUAUUGCACAGUUGAUAAUCAGGUUUUUUUGUUUUGAUUUUGAUUUUAAUUUUGAUUUCGUCGGAUAGUUGGAAGAGGAGCAAAAUGAUCAGCUGGCACGAUCUGUAUGUGGUCCUUACUGCCAUGGUUCCUCUCUAUGUUGCGAUGAUUCUGGCUUACGGUUCCGUCCGGUGGUGGAAGAUCUUCACGCCCGAUCAGUGCUCCGGAAUCAACCGAUUCGUCGCGAUUUUCGCGGUUCCGCUUUUGUCGUUCCAUUUCAUCGCGAGGAACAAUAUUUACACGAUGAAUUUUAGGUUCCUCGCGGCGGAUACGUUGCAGAAGAUCAUCAUGUUGGUGCUGUUAGGGCUGUGGAGUAAUUUCACCAGAAAUGGCAGUCUGGAGUGGUCAGUCACCAUCUUCUCGCUCUCCACUCUGCCUAACACUCUGGUCAUGGGGAUUCCGUUGCUGGUUUCAAUGUACGGCGAAUAUUCCGGCGACCUAAUGGUGCAGAUCGUCGUGCUCCAGUGCAUCAUCUGGUACACUCUGCUUCUCUUCCUGUUCGAGUACCGCGGCGCUAAAAUGCUGAUUAUGGAGCAGUUCCCCGAAACCGCCGCCUCCAUUGUGUCGUUCAAGGUCGAAUCCGACGUCGUUUCGCUCGACGGCCAGGACUUUCUCGAAACAGACGCAGCGAUUGGUGACGACGGUAAGCUGCACGUAACUGUCAGAAAAUCCAACGCCUCUCGGAGAUCCUUCUCCGGAUUAACUCCCCGACCGUCGAACUUAACCGGCGCUGAGAUUUACAGCUUAAGUUCUUCCAGAAAUCAGACUCCGAGAGCUUCCAAUUUCAACCACACGGAUUUUCACUCGAUGAUGGGAUUCCCUGGCAGGCUUUCGAAUUUUGGGAACUCCGAUACAGGUAGAUUGUCUAAUUUCAAUGUCGCCGAUAUGUAUUCAGUGCAGUCGUCGAGAGGACCGACCCCACGGCCGUCGAAUUUCGAAGAGAACUCCAUCGCCGGAGCUCCGGCGAUGAACUCCCCGAGAUUCGGUUACUAUCCGCCUCCGGCGACGGCCGCCGCUUCUUACCCCGCUCCAAAUCCAGAAAUCGCCUCUGCUGUGCCGAAAAUGGCCAAACCUCAUCAACCGGCGGCAGCGUCGCAGCACGGCGGUAAAGGUAAUCACGACGCUAAAGAGCUUCACAUGUUCGUAUGGAGCUCCAGCGCGUCGCCGGUGUCGGAAGUCGGCGGAGGGAACCUCCACGUCUUCGGCGGCACAGAUUUCGGCGUUUCCGAGCAAUCCCGAAAGUCCGAUCAAGGCGCCAAGGAAAUCAGGCUGUUGGUUACCGAUCGCCCCCAAAACGGGGAGACAAAAGGUCAAUAUAAUUUCCAUUUGUUUUCUUCCGCAAUUCUUUUGUCGUCGAUCGAAUUGUUUAUCAAUUUUUCCUCAAAAACAGGGGAUUUUGUUCGCGAGGACUUCAGCUUCGGCGCCGAUCGUCACACGAACGAGGAGCGAGGGAAAAAGGAGAUUCCAACAGGACUUUCCAAAAUAGGAUCAAGCUCCACAGCCGAACACGAUCCAAAGUUCGCCGGAAAACACAUGCCGCCGGCGAGUGUAAUGACGCGCCUGAUCUUGAUCAUGGUUUGGCGUAAGCUUAUCCGAAACCCCAACACUUACUCCAGCCUGAUUGGCCUCAUUUGGUCUCUGGUCUCGUAUAGGUGGAAUGUGCACAUGCCCAAAAUCAUUGACAAGUCCAUCGCCAUCCUCUCCGACGCUGGCCUCGGCAUGGCCAUGUUCAGCUUAGGUCUAUUCAUGGCCCUCCAACCCAAGCUAAUUGCUUGCGGCAAAACCGUGGCAUCUUUUGCCAUGGCUGUGAGGUUUAUCACUGGCCCUGCUGUCAUGGCUGUAGCUUCCAUUGCUGUUGGUCUCCGUGGCACCCUUCUCCACGUCGCCAUUGUACAGGCUGCACUGCCACAAGGGAUUGUCCCUUUCGUGUUUGCCAAAGAAUACAAUGUCCAUCCAGCAAUCCUCAGCACCAUGGUCAUAUUUGGGAUGUUGAUAGCAUUGCCCAUCACUCUCGCCUACUACAUUCUCCUCGGACUCUAAUCAUCGUCAUCAUUUGUGUUUUUUGGAGUGAUUGGGAAAGAAGAAUGAAGGCUAAUUUUAAUUAUUUAACCAGACACACAUCACUUGUCAUCAACAGUUCUCUUCUUCCCAAGAAUCAGGACCCUUGAAGCAAGCAACCAAACAUCUAUUCCAUGGUGGAAAAACAAAAAAAAAAAAGAAAAGAAAAAAAGGUGAGAUAUAUAUAUAUAUAGAUAUAUUAGGAGUGGGAAAAGAAAAGGCAACAUCAGUCAUGAUCAAUCAAUAUCACCAUGAUGAAUCAAAUUAAAAACCAAGAAUCAAAAAGCAUGCAUGCAUUCAUUCAUUCAUGCGUGUGUGUGUAUCUUUUGUAUGAAUUAUUAUUAUUAUUAGCACCACCACUAGAAAGAAGCACAGCAGCAGCAGCCUUAUCAAAUCUCUCUCGUCCACAAUCAUUACGCAUGUUAGAAGAAAAAGCCAUGUCCUCAGGCUUUACAUCUUGUCUGGUCCAACUAGUGGGGUACAAACAUACUACUACUUGUUUAUUUCUCCACCCUCUUUUUUUGUUAUUCCCUUUUUUUUUUUUUUUUUCUGAAAAAUAUUUAUUCCAGUUUUUAUGUUGAAAGCGAUUGUGAUAAUAUAUGCUGGCGACCCUAGCCCUCAACUUAGAUCUCUACCCUUUUUCACAGCGGAAUAUAAAAUAUAAUAUAUGUAUUGAUGUAUAUGUAGCAAUAUGAAAAAUAUUUCCCUGAUUUCAGCCACCCAACAAAAAAAAAAAAGCUUGGCAGAUUUUUUACAGGAAUAUUGAAAAUGGAGAGGCUCCCUAUGUAUAUUAUUAUUAUUAUUAUUAAAU